Lymnaea stagnalis (great pond snail) is the source of this 1876-nucleotide messenger RNA. Lineage: Eukaryota; Metazoa; Mollusca; Gastropoda; Lymnaeidae. The record is from the annotation of a GenBank genome assembly.
AUAUUAAUAUUACAUUAAAGAUAACCUGUGUUUGUUUUUCUUAUUUCAGAUGACCUCUCAUGGUGAGGAUAUAUAAUAUAAAAUAUAAAUGCAGCACUUAAACUUAAAUUAAACCUUCAAUAUGUUAAUCAUAAUAAAAUAUUAAUAGUGAUGCCAUCAUUCUCUAACAAUUUAGUCUAAAUGAUUUAGACUAUUAAGAUUUUUUUGAUCUGUUUGAAUAAUAACUCAUUUAGGAUAUAUAGGCCUAUCAAUGUUUAAAUUGAAUUAAUGGAAUUUUAAGAUUCUUUUAAAUAAUACAAAUAAUUAGUUUCUGAUGAUUUGUUUUGUUUUAAUAGCUAUAACUGUACUUACAUUUAAUCAUAUGAAAACAAAAUCUCUCAUUUGACAGAAGGUGACGCUGAUGGUAUUGAGGUAAAAAUUAUUUUUCCUCAAGAGGAGCACAAGAAACUUGAGGUAGUAAAUAUUACCGAUGUGAAUGGUGAUGACAUUACAGUAGAGGAGGUAAAAUUGAAACAGUAAUAUCUUUCAUAAUAUAAUCCAGGCAGGAUUUCAGAAAAAUGUGUAAAAUAAAUACAAAAGAUUUUACAUUCAUUGACUAUGCAAUAAAGUGAUGAAAAUAGAUGACGAAAAAUUAACUUGUUAGACUUAGAACACCUGUAAAUAUUUCCUUAAAAGAAUAUUUUAACAAUAAACUUAAAUGCUUUAUUAUCACUGUAUAAACAUUAAUGUUUUUGGAAAACUUAUGAUGGUAAUAUUGAGUGGCUUAAAUUAUUACUGUACAUUAUUUGAGCUAUUUGAUUGUGCAGAUGAAAAAUUGACAAGGUUGUGCAUUUACAAUAAUACACUGUUUUGAAAAAAAUUGAAAACAUGUAAUUUUUUCAUUUAAAUAGAAAAUUAAUAUUUACAUUUGUAGACUCUAUUUUCCUAAAGUAAUAAUUUAAGUAAUAAAGCCAACUCAUGGUAACCUCAAUUUUUUUUUCUAACAACAAAAAGGCAUUAAUUAUUUAUGCAAAAAAAAAAAAGACUUAAUAUUUUUAAUAUUAAAAAAAGUAAUACAACUGUUGAAUUUUUAUUAUAUAGGUGAAAAGACAGCUUCUUUUAACAAGGAAUAUACUGAAUUAUCAGCAAUAUGAAAUGUUGGGCGGAGAUGAAAGCAACUGUGAAAUACUGAAUGAUACAAGUUUGAUAACAAAUUACUCCAUGUAUCUAAUACCAAGCACAGGCUAUCUCACAUUCCAACUCAAGGAUUCGGUGUCAAAGACAUGAUCUUGGGGGGCAAGGGUUUCUUUUGUACGUAAUAAGAUUUACAUUUGUCCUAGUUAUGAUCAUUUCUUCUUUUACUAUACCGUUAUGACUCACUAUCAAUGUAUUGAUCAAUCUGACUCCUAUGUAUUUAGAGGGGCUUUGCAAUGUUUCUGUGAAUGGUAUUGAAGAGGAUAUUUUACUGGUUGCAAGGGCUACUCAGCGAAGGUAUCAUGCACUUGGGGUUGGAAGGUCUCAGAAAAUAGACACAAAAAUGUUGUCUCAAAUGUUUGUUCUGGAAGCUUGUUCCAGUUUCUGAUUGUCUUUGAUAGGAAUAAGCAUAAAAUAGCCUUACGUCCUUAAAUAAAAAAAUAAAAAAAAAUUAAAUGUGACAUUUUUUAUUGAUUAUAUUUGCCGCCUGGUUAAGGCAUUUAUAAUUGAUUUCUAAAAUAUUUUUUUUGGUUUAAUUUUAAUGUUUUUAGAUCUAAAUAUAUCAAAUUGUAAAUGUUUAAUUCAUAUUUUAUUGUAUGACCUUUAAAAUAAAAUUAAUACAUUUAAAAAAAAUAUUCUAAUGAUUUUUCAAACAACAUUAUUUUUAUUUAGGGAGUAAUAAGACGAGAGACUGCAUUGUUUA